Nothobranchius furzeri (turquoise killifish) is the source of this 3647-nucleotide messenger RNA. Its product is annotated as HMG box-containing protein 1. NCBI's taxonomy places the organism in Eukaryota, Metazoa, Chordata, Actinopteri, Cyprinodontiformes, Nothobranchiidae. Gene Ontology annotation, cellular component: nucleus. The record is from RefSeq and is a predicted model, not a curated record. Gene Ontology annotation, molecular function: protein binding; RNA polymerase II cis-regulatory region sequence-specific DNA binding; RNA binding. Gene Ontology annotation, biological process: regulation of transcription by RNA polymerase II.
GCUCUUGAUUGACACGAGUUCUAACCAAUUGAAGUCAUGAGGACACUGUGUUUAUAACAACCUCUUUUUUCCGUACAAGGCGACUGUUUUGACAUCAUGGUGUGGGAGGUGGUAAAGCCAGCUUUGCUGUCAGAUGACCCCGAAAGUCGCAACACACACGGAACUCGACAUGAAACUAAAAACACAGGUGUAAUGAACACACACGGAGACCAGUCACAUGAUCCUCUCCGCUGUGACGAGCACUUCCUCUCCUCACCUAGCUUCCCCACCAGCGAUGUUCACAUGGAAUAUGACGACCUCCCCGAUCUCCAGGAGGUUAAAGAAGAACUAGCAGCUCUACCUGUUUACCAGGUUGAGGCCGGAGUGUCACACCAGGAGAGACUCGGUCACACACACACCUCACCGCCUCCAGAUGCUCUAUGGCUCACGCAGCUAGCGCACAUCGCCACCAGUCCUCAGAGCCCGCUGCUACAGGAGCCACAAAGCAGGUUCUUUUCAGCCAACACGUCGAGCUCCAGCAGUGACCUCCACAGCUACGCACGGCCUCCUCCAGCUCUUCCGAGCAGCACUGGGUUUCCCUCUGGAGCUCCUGGUAGGGAGCGCCGACGCAGCAGGACGAGCAGUGAGUGCGGCUCAGCCGUAUCAACGUGGUCUUCUCUGUCUGAUGAUGAAGACAUGGGCUGGAGUUUCUCCUGGCCACCAACAGCCUGGCACUGUUUCCUCAAAGGAACUCACCUGCGUUUUCACUGUGGCUCACGCAUGGCAUGGCAAGAUGUGGAGGACUUGGAGUCCAACGAAGACAGUGCUGAUGAAGAGCUGUCAAGAUUUCUGAAGAGUUAUGGAUCCGAGGGUCUGCAGCUGGUGGAGCAUGAGGAGACAGUGUCAUCUGGUCAGGCUGUUCUGCAGCUGACCUUUGACCCCGGUGCAUUUGGACACACCCCUGUCACAGCACGGUGUCAGCUGGACCAUCCCUUCUACGUGAAAACCAAAGGAUGGUCGUCAUUUAACCCCAGCUUGACUGUGGUGCAUUUUGGGAUACCGUGCUAUGAAAUGGAAGUAGGAGACACGUGCCUGCCUCCCGGACACAGAGAUGCUAAACAUACGGAUGAUUCACUGGUCUUCGACACGUUUAAGAGUUACGACUUUACUCCCCUGGACUCGUCUGCUGUGUACGUGUUGAGCAGCAUGGCUAGACGUCGUCGUGCCUCUCAGUCCAGCGGGGGCGCUGUUUCUCCAGACAGAGACACUGUACAAGACUGCCACAGUCCCAGCCACCUCAAACAUCAAAAGACAACAAAAAAACAGUGUGUCAAAGGAGGAACCAGUGCCCCGCCCACUAAAUGCAAGCGGCCAAUGAAUGCCUUCAUGCUCUUUGCCAAAAGGUUUAGAGUGGAAUACACACAGAUGUAUCCAGGCAAAGACAACAGAGCCAUCAGCGUCCUUCUCGGAGAGCAGUGGAAGAAACUGCGAAGCGAGGACCGUCAAGUUUUCAUUCUGCAGGCCAGAGCUCUCGCCGAUGAGCAGAAGAGGCUCAACCCUGACUGCUGGAAGCGCAAAAGAAACAACUCUGGCUCCCAAGGAACUUAAGGCUACACAAAGGACAGAACAGCGGAGGGACUGUAGGAUAACACACACACUGACCCCCUCACAUAUGAUCAGAAAUCAUAGACACAGCACAAACUUCUGCGAGUAAAUCACAAAACUUUAGUAAAAACAAGCUUAGCUCCUAAAGCAGUAGUUUGCAGUCGAACAGAGCGGUAUAGUGUCUCCUAUCAGAGAGGACUUUCUUCCAAACAAAAGUUCAACAACAGGUUUUUUUUAUGCAUUCAUCUUUCCUCAGCAAUGUGAAAGAUAUAAGAUCCAUUUUAUGCUUGAAACCAGUAGAGGUUGUGGUGCUGUAGCAGUUUAACCUAAAAGUAUGGCUACGUUUUAAAUCUUAUACAAUAUGAACAUUUUAUUUUCCUACCUGUAUUACUUGUAUUUGGACUCAGUGUUAUUGCACAAGAGUAUAUGAAUAAUCAGUUAUAACUUAGAUCACAUAGUAUUCACUUACUUAGUGGAUAAACACCAAACUUUUAUUUUAUUUUUUUGCCUGAAGCUUUUAUUUUGGAGGAGGAAAUAGAGGUUGGAUUCCCUGUUGGAAGUAUAUCCAAAGAUGCUUUCUACUUGAAAGCUUUAGCUAAUAUUAAUACAAAAUGUAUUAAUCUAUUUUAACUCUUCUGUGUGUGCCAUGAUGCUUUUAUUUUGGUGUCUUUGUGUAGAAAUAAAAAUAAAUUAGCACAGAAAGGGUGUUUAUGAAGAUCCAUGUCACUCCCAGCUUUAUUUGAGGUGUCUCACAUUAAAUCUCCACAACAGAUAGAUCAUUAUUCAGUUCUCACUCCUGUUUCUAUAUGUGGUAUGGAAGCCCAAUACUGCCACUGAAAAAAAUAAAAACCUCACGAGAAACUUAUGUUUCAAAGUCAUAAGUUAGCAUUACAAAAAAUGUGUGAUUCUAUUUGAUAAUAACGACAUUGACGCUUAGUUACCUGCUAUUUUUGUCUCCAUUGGUGGACCUCUUUAAAACCAGAAAACAAAAACCAACCAUAUGUUGUUUUACAUGACUCGUCACAAAACAUUUCAAGAUUAAGUUUUAAUUCAAGGGGAAAACAAGUAAAUCAGUGUGUAUCAAGUUUCUCUGUACCUUAUAGAGAGCAUUCCUAUUAUUUCAAUAUAAACAUAUUCAGUUUUAGCAUUCUGUUAGCUUCUUGCUUUAUCCAACUUAAUGGAAAAGUGCGUAAAAAUCUGUAAUCAAUUAUUACAACUAUGUUAGAAACUGUGAAGUGUCAUGUAGGAAUGACUGGACUUCUACUUUAGCAAAUGCAAAUUUUUUACAAGUUACACACAAAAAAAACAACAUAAAAAACAGCUUUGCUGCAAAAUGUCUAGAAGUUCUAGAUUGUUCUUCAACAAGUGACAAAUGAGCUGUAGGAAGAUUUUUUUGCAAAUAUUAAAGCAUCUUUGCUCUAAUGGAAAUUAUUUUUUUACGUUUGUCCCUUUAAAGUUCAAGCCCAUCGAUAGUUAAUAAUAGAUUUAUCCUGUGUGUAGAGCAUUUAAUCUUAUUUAGAAAAACAUAUCAGAGUAUUGUUAAAUAUUGUAAUAUGGAAGCUUUUUGUCACUUGCCACCAGCCUGAUUAUUACAGGGAAAUUACAAAGGUACAAAACAACCUAAAAGGUGUCAUUCAGGGCCGAAAACAAAAUGAAGGGUCUAGUAAAAGUGAUAUUACUUCUAAUAAUGACCAUGCUUAAACAUCCAGUGCUUUUGUAAAUGAACCAAUCAGAGGAAACCAGGUUUAGUAAAAUCACCUGAUCCUGGUAACGAAUAAAAACAGUUAAUGUUCCAACUGAGUAACGAGGUUUAUUCUUAAUGCACUAUAUACACUUUAUUUUCUGUGACUGCUACAGUAUACUGACAUAUAUAUAUAUAUAUAUAUAUAUAUAUAUAUAUAUAUAUAUAUAUAUAUUUGGUUUGAUCAAAAGUUAACAUUUGGUGGUUGUGCUGUGGAUUAUUUGGCUAUUUUUGCUUUGAUGUCAUGUACAGGUCAAUCAGGGGAGUCACUGCCAUAUAUUGUAUUGAAAUUUUCAAAUAAAAGCAUAUAAUUGUAUGCCCA